AUGAAAAUAAAAAAAUGUCCUACGUGUGGCCAGCAAAUAGUUAAAAAGCAAGACAAUAAUGUAGAGAAUCCACCUUCGUUUGUAUCAGGGGAUGCUCGCGACGUUGUAAAGUUUUAUCGGCAUAACAGAACCGGAUUUUUGCGGAAAGUUGCUCAAACGGUUGCCAGUACUUCAUCUCUUUUUGAAAAAAAUGUUUCCACCAAACCACUCAAGUCUAAACGCAGAAGAUCUUAUUGUCAGGUUAAAUUACCACCAUUGGAGCAAUCAGUUAUUAGAUUGAAACAUCUGCGUUCGUUAAAUUUUAUAAACAAUCAAAUUCCGUACGUUGUAACUUCUUCAACUUGUUCUGACAAACAUGCGUUACGUACUCAUUUUACAAGCGAUUCUCUUACCUUUGAGUUUUUUAAUACAAUAUCGCCCAUUUCGGUUGGUAAUUGUUCUGCAAAAUUUGACGUUUUUCUUUGUGGAGUCAAUUCUGAUCAAAGAAGUUUGCAUUUUUGGGAGCACCUCCUCACAUUCGUUAGUCUUGUAAAUGAUAAGAAGCGGCAAAAUAAAGUAUUGGAAAUUUGGGUUCCUGAACUUGGAGAUUGUUGUGAUCAACUUCUUUUGGUUGUGGAUGGCUGCGCUCUUACUUGUUUUCCAAUUGGAGUAAAACGAAGGAAGAGAAGAAUGCUAGAUCCAAAAAGUCAAAGAAGCAAUAAUACAUUACAUCAAUUCACUCAAUUGGAUAUUCAGCCAAAUGGUAACGAUUGUUUAUUUAAAGUGGAUCAAACAAAAAUUAACUUUAUCGCGGCUAAACGACAGCGAUUGGAGGAAGAUGAUUUCAACUUGGUGAAUAAUUCCGGUACUAUCAACGUGACCAAUUAUGAGAACAAUGAGAAUAUGGAUCUUUCAAUUAAUUCUGAUUCUGGAAAACAUCAACAAAGGAGAAUUAGAAUGUUGCGAAGUAGCUAUUCUGGAGCAAAGUUUGUUAAUUCUCCCAAAGAACAUCAAGAUGAAACAAAAACUUCCUCAUAUCUUCCAACUCUUAUUAAUUCUAAAAUUAGACUUCGUGGAACUAGACUAAUUGGGAAAUGGAUAAACAAACAAACAUUGAAUAAAAAUGAAGCUGGCAAUUUGAACCAAUUCAGUAGAGUUUUUACUCCAAUUUUUAGUUCAAAAGGAAUAUAUCUAAAUACCUCAAUUAUAAAUAAAAAUGAAAUGAGUGGACUUGCUGAUUUAAAAAAUUUGAAUUAUCAAAUGAUUGAGGAUAUUAAUAUUGAAUCUUCAAAGAGAGCUUCUAGAGAUUCUUGUUCAAUACUGCAGGUAUUUUUUAAAAUUUACUACGAGAUUUUGUAA
Molecule: messenger RNA, 1338 nt
Organism: Meloidogyne enterolobii
Lineage: Eukaryota; Metazoa; Nematoda; Chromadorea; Rhabditida; Meloidogynidae
Source: the annotation of a GenBank genome assembly